UAAAUCACUUUUAGAGAGAAAUUAUAGAAAUACACAUCGGUACAUCUAAAAAGGAGAGCACCUCCCUCCCCCCCCCCUCCCCCUCCCCAAUAAUUCAGGAUGCUUCUUUAUCUUCAUUCAAAGGCGUUUCGCGUCUCCAAUACGCUGUUGUGUUCCACAGGUUGGAAUGGGGCCCUUCGCGCGUACACCACCUCAAAUUCAUUCUCUUUGAGUGAUGGCCCCGUUUGUGAUGGGGCGUCUUUGAAGGACGACCUCGCGAAAAAUCUCUCAAAUGAGAAUAAAACCCAGCCCCCAACAACCUUGAAAGGCGAAGUGGCAUUUGACGGUAGGAAUGCGGUGUGUGGGGCUACGGUGAAUUUGGACGAUUCUUUCCGCGAUAACCGCGCGCGGAGCCUUGAAGGGGUGGAGGAUAAACGGCGGCGGCUGAUGUACCAAUCGCGAUAUCGUGGAAUGGUGGAGAUGGAUCUUGUCUUUGGGCAUUUUGCCCGCUGUAAAAUAAUGACGUUGCCAGAUGAACUCCUGGACGAGUACGAUGUGCUGCUCAGGCAACUUGACAAUGACCUUUUCCAAUGGCUGGUUAUGAAGAUCACUCCACCGGAUUAUAUCAACGCAUUGAAGUGUUUUCAUGAGGUUGGAAAAUUCAUCGAAACUGAAAAAAAAGAACUUUGGGGUAAUUUUUAGCGGUGCUCAAAUACGGAAAAAAUCAAGUUACUAUAGAGCAAUCUGCCAUGUGUAUAUUUUUUAUCAUUUUCACUACAUUCCAUUCCUUCUGUUCCUUCAAUGAGCUUGUAAACCAACUAUUUCGCGUAUUUUGAAAUAAAAAGUAUAAAUAUAUUUCUAUGUACUUAUUGUACUGAAAAAAAACUCAUCGUAUUUUUUUCCAAUAAUAUUAUUAA
This is a messenger RNA of Phytomonas sp. Hart1, 896 nucleotides long. NCBI's taxonomy places the organism in Eukaryota, Euglenozoa, Kinetoplastea, Trypanosomatida, Trypanosomatidae. The record is from the annotation of a GenBank genome assembly.